AUGAGCAGCGACAACUUGAAUCCCACGACUAUCCUGAGCAGCAGCAUCACCCGAAGAUUGGUUAACACCGACAAUGGCGACGAGAGCAUAUUCUCACAGACCAACGUCGCCGUUUGGGUCUUGAUGUCCGCGUCGGCCAUGUUCCUAUUUAUGCGUCUGUGGUGCAGGCAUCAUUUCUCUAAGUGGUGGUAUGACGAUGGGGUAUUAACUAUUACUUGGAUGAUCCUCCUCACAGCAGCAGCCCUCAUCAGCGCCGCUAUUAGCGUGGGCUACCACACCGACGACGCCAAGCGCACCUUCUUCCUCUACCAGAACAUCUCGACGUCCCUCACGACCAUCGGCACGGCAUGGACAAAAGUUGCCUUUGCGUUGACGCUGAUGCGGAUCAUGCGUAACAUUUACCUGCGCUAUGUCCUGUACUUUGUCAUCGUGACUGUCAAUCUGGUGUUGGUCCUCGGAAUGCUGUCCAUCUGGAUCCCUGCAUGUACCGACCCGAGGAAACAUCUUCGUCCGCAGCAUGAUUUGUGUUUCGAUCAUAUGAAUUUGAUGUACCUUGGGGGGACGACCAUGGUGUACGGCGGGUUGAUUGAUGUUUUGCUCGCUCUCUUCCCCUGGUUCAUCAUCCACAGGCUCCUGCUCGAAACCCGCGAGAAGCUCGGUCUCAGUUUUGCUAUGAGUUUAGGCUUCAUCAGCGGGAUGAUAGUCAUUCUUCGGACAUUUUUCCAGUUCAAAAGGAUUGAUAACAACUACCACUACCUCGCCUUCCUCGCGAUAUUCAACUUCCUCGAGCCCUGCGUAAACAUCAUCGCCCAAACCACCCCCCAACUCCGCGUUUUCUGCCAUCGAUACAAACAAGCUUAA
This is a messenger RNA of Thermochaetoides thermophila DSM 1495, 861 nucleotides long. RefSeq lists its product as uncharacterized. The transcript has 5 exons. Bases 1 to 861 code for a protein of 286 amino acids. The record is from RefSeq and is a predicted model, not a curated record. NCBI's taxonomy places the organism in Eukaryota, Fungi, Ascomycota, Sordariomycetes, Sordariales, Chaetomiaceae.